Molecule: messenger RNA, 2112 nt
Organism: Hypomesus transpacificus
Lineage: Eukaryota; Metazoa; Chordata; Actinopteri; Osmeriformes; Osmeridae
Product: tumor necrosis factor receptor superfamily member 14
Exons: 8
Coding region: 654-1607 (317 amino acids)
Biological process (GO): positive regulation of peptidyl-tyrosine phosphorylation; positive regulation of cytokine production involved in immune response; defense response to Gram-positive bacterium
Cellular component (GO): external side of plasma membrane
Molecular function (GO): protein binding
Source: RefSeq, a predicted model, not a curated record
UGUGUGCAUGUGUCUUUGUAUUAAUUGUAAUAUUUGAAGAAUAUCUGUCUCCACAGUUGAGGCUGAACGAAAGAACACUUCAAGCGGACUGAAGGUUCCACACAAACUCCGUCAGGCGGGCUACGGGGAAGAGGCGGAGGACAGAAAGGAAGUGUCACAUUGUCUUGCUUUGUUUCCUGUUUCAUAUCACAAAACAGAUCGUGAGAGCAACUGAUCCAAAAAUGAAAUGCCAUCCAAUACAGACAGGCAAAUGCUGAGAGGCGGGGACCGGAAGGAAAGAGGGAGGAAGAGACGAGGUGAAGUCCGAUGAGGGACAGAGGGGGUUUCCACUUGAAAAGCGUCAGGAGUUGGGUGACACACAGAAGGGGGCAGAUCACUUCUCUGAAAGGAAGAACCGAGAGAACAGGAUGACAGCAGAGUAAAGAAAAAACGGCGUCACCAGAACAGACGGGAGAAAUGCAAAAAUCAAAUGUUUGCUUCAGAUUGUGAGAUGAUAGGCUUAUUGGCAGGUGUAUGAACAUCGGUAGAGGAAGCAGACAAACCAUUUGUAGAGGACUUUAAAACGUUUUAAAGGUAAGAUAUUGACAACAUCGACAAGAACAUCCUCAAAAUCACUCAGAUCAGCGAGAAGAUUAUUCUCAAAUGGACUAGAGAUGGCUGGUAAGAAAAACUGCAAACCUGAGGAAUAUCAGCACCUAUCUGAGGAUAGGUGCUGUGACAAAUGCCCAAAAGGCCAGCAUGUUUUCAAAGACUGCACACAGACUGAACAGACCAUGUGUGAAAGAUGCAAACACAAUGAAUAUACCGCUGACAGGAACUUCUUACGUCAGUGUUUGCCAUGUCGAGACCUUUGCCAUUCCAAGAGCAACAUGAAGACGGCCAGAGAAUGCCAGGCAGACCAGGACAGACAGUGCGAGUGCGUGUUUGGUUACUAUUUUGUAGACAAAGACAAGACGCACUGCGCCACUGUGACCGAGUGUGACCCAGGUUCUGAGGUUAAGGUUAACGCUACCAUCGGAAAUGACACCGUCUGUGCCCCAUGUAUGCCUGGGACCUUCAGCUCCACAAAGGGUCUUUCUCCCUGCAAACCCCACUCCAAUUGUGAAAAACUAGGACAGGAGUUGAAAUCCGCAGGAACUGAUACCAGCGAUGCAAAGUGCCAUCUCAUCAUACCAAGUUGUUCCUGGAUGUUACCAGCUGGCCUUUGGGUAGGGGUGGUAGUGACGUCGAUCUUCAUCAUUCUGUUCUGCAUUAUCUACUGGAGGAUGAAGCGCCAAUCCUACCAUACAGCAGCUUCCAGCCCCUGCCGUUUGACUGUGGAGCCAGUGGUCAUCAGAGAGCCACUGUGCCCAUGCCCAGAGUUAGGGAAACACUGCCAGGAGACCUGUGAUGGAGAGAAAAGUCUGAAGCCAGUUUUUGUCAACUCAGGGAAGUCUCCGGUGCUGAAUCUAUGCCAUCAACAUUGUGACAUAGAAAGCGAUGGCCCUUCAAGGAUACCAUUGAUGGAUCGAUCGGGCCAAUCGGUGAAUGACAUGAACGGACAUUCCACGAUUUCCUUAGUCAGGAUGACAUCAGAGCCACAGGAAGAUGAAUGGGGCGGGACAUAAAUUUAGAUCCAACAUUGACUAAUGCUACCAGUAUUGACAUUGUUCCUAAACAAGCUGAUAACAUGAAACCCUGUGUAGGCACAUGGACUGUCCCACAUUUUUAUGUUGUCUAUCACCCCCUGUUGGCAACAUAAAAGUUGCACUGCAGUACUGUAUCAAUAGUUACUCAAAAGUAUUUAUUUAAUUGAUGGCAACUUCUUUCAAGUGUUUGUUCAUCUGUAGGAAGACAAAAGCUUUUUGACAAAUCUUGUAUUGCGUCAACUUAUUGCAAUUGAAACUUGCGCAAUAUUUAUUGCGCAAUAUUUAUUCCGUUAUCUAUGUAGAUAAUAUUUAAUGUGAGAAACUGAUUUCACUGUUAGUGAAAAUGAGUGUACAAUCAAAUGGAUAAAUAACUUCAACUUAGAAAACUAUAAUUGCUUUCAAGCAUCGAGCAAGAUAUGGUUUAUUUUAAUGUACAACUGGUACACAUCCAGUACAACAAGAAGACAUUCACCAUUGGAACCAU